Cajanus cajan (pigeon pea) is the source of this 1372-nucleotide messenger RNA. RefSeq names its product RING/U-box superfamily protein (gene HEI10). NCBI's taxonomy places the organism in Eukaryota, Viridiplantae, Streptophyta, Magnoliopsida, Fabales, Fabaceae. The record is from RefSeq and is a predicted model, not a curated record. Gene Ontology annotation, biological process: chiasma assembly.
UUCAAUCUUUAGCGCCAAAAUCUAACUUUGGUUCCUCUCUGAAACUCAACGCAUUUCUCGUUCCUCCAAUUCCUCGUUCUGCAUUCCAAUUCCUGUUAGUUAUUUCAAUUGGACCCUUAGGCAUGUAUGGUUAAUGUCGGACAGCUGAAAUGAGAUGCAAUGCAUGCUGGCGAGAAGUAGAAGGGCGAGCCAUUUCCACAACUUGUGGUCACCUAUUAUGCACAGAUGAUGCCAAUAAGAUAUUAAGCAAUGAUGGAGCAUGCCCUAUUUGUGAUCAGGUUCUUUCAAAGAGUCUCAUGAAACCAGUGGAUGUCAAUCCCAAUGAUGAAUGGGUCAAUAUGGCCAUGGCUGGAGUAUCUCCACAGAUAUUGAUGAAGAGUGCAUAUAGAAGUGUGAUGUUCUACAUUGGGCAAAAAGAACUGGAGAUGCAGUUUAAGAUGAACAAGCUUGUUGCCCAAUGCCGGCAGAAAUGUGAGAUGAUGCAAGAGAAGUUCACAGAAAAACUGGAGCAGGUUCAUACUGCUUAUCAAAAGAUGGCUAAGAAGUGCCAGAUGAUGCAACAGGAAAUUGAGAGCUUAACCAAGGACAAUCAAGAACUUCAGGAAAAAUUUGCUGAAAAAUCCCGGCAGAAGAGAAAAUUGGAUGAAAUGUAUGACCAGCUGAGGAACGAGUAUGACUCAGUAAAGCGAUCUGCCAUACAGCCCACAAGCAACUUUUAUUCCAGAAACGAGCCUGAUCUGUUCUCUAACCCACCUAACAUAAUGGAUGACAGGGAAAUUGGCAGAAAAGGUCGAUCGGUAUUGACUCCUGCCACUCCAGGGCCAAGAGAGGAUGUCUGGCCAGCAAGGCAGAAUAGCAAUAACUCCGGUCACUUCGAUCUCUCGGUCGGCUCGCCGGCAAAACCAACAGUCAUUGCUGGGGAUGCUGGGAACAGAAGGGCUGGUGCUCAUCCUGUUUUUGGACCUGGUGCAACUAAUAACCCUUCCAUGACUUUGAGGAACUUGAUACUGUCUCCAAUAAAACGGCCUCAGCUCUCACGUAACCGCCCCCAACUAUUCACGUUGUAGGCACAAAGGAGGUUAACCUUCUAUAAUACCAGGAAAAACGCAUCUAAAGUUUGCACAAAUGAAUUCGUAGUCCACGUAAUGUGCUGUGAUAUUUUAAACUUCCGUUUCUAUUUGUGACCUUCAAAGUCUUAUAGAUGAAGAGCCGCUAACAUGAACAAUUUAUAUAUCAUUUUCGUUCCCUAGCUUCAAUAUGUAGAUAGAGAAUAUUGCCAGCGUGUUAUAUGGUGAUCGGAGAAAACUCGAAAAUGAAUACCCUUAAAACUUAUAUGAAGUCGCUGUCCCGUUUGGUUUAGUAAAGAAUGAAA